AUGUGCAAAGCCUUGAAAUAUCUGCAUGAGAAAUUACUAGUCCAUCGCGACGUAAAAGCUUCUAAUAUAAUGCUUUACGGUACAUACUUCAAGUUGGCAGAUUUUGGAACGAUGAUUGAUUUAAAUGUGCAACCUGAAAGCACAAAAAUCUCACGAAAGCCGAAGCCAACAACCAAAGAUGACGUAGUCACAAGAAAUCUCGCCAAAAUUAAACCUUCAUUCGACGUCCUUGAGUUAGGAUUAACAUUCGCGAGGUUGAUGACUGGAGUUCGCAGUCAAUAUAGUGACUACAGCGAAGUAAGAGAGUUGAAUGAACGAAAUUGGGCCUGUAAUGUUCGCAAACGGAAACUAGCUGGUGGGAAAGAGUAUCUCAGUAAAAGAGGCGAAAACAUGCCUGCAAAAAUGUUAAAGCCUCCUCGCAUGUGUCGCAUGAUAUGCGUUGAAAGAUUGCCAGAAUAUGAAAGACCAAAAAUCUUCAACUCAUACUGGACUGAGACAAACAUUUUAGAUGUUAAAAAGCAAUUGACCUCCUCAUGUGUCGACAUAUGUCGACCGUGA
Molecule: messenger RNA, 558 nt
Organism: Diabrotica balteata
Lineage: Eukaryota; Metazoa; Arthropoda; Insecta; Coleoptera; Chrysomelidae
Source: the annotation of a GenBank genome assembly